AGUGCAUAAGACAAUCGUCAAAGGUUCAAUCAAUUGAAGAAGAUAUUACUGUCAGAUAGAAAAUAUACACUUAAUCUGGAUACACAAAUACAGUAUUGAGAAAAUAGUACUAUUUUCUCUUGCAAUGGUUUACAAGGCUGACAUCAAAUCCUUAGUUGUUACUUCAUGGCAAAAUAGUAACCAACUUCCACUUUGGCAGCCCCCUCCCACCCACCACUCACCCUACAGGAACCUGAGAUGGGUCUCUCUCUCAUUCACACUCCACUUUAAGCACCCCAGUUUUCCCCUCUAACAGCACAGGCCUGAAGUAUUUAUUUUUCCAAUGGACAUGUUGGCGGAUCCUGCAGACAGACCGAAAGGAUGGUACCUUCCUCUGAUGGCUCCCAACACAAAAGGACCAACGUUUGCCUGGCUGGACCCGUCCAGACUCUACUGCAACUCCCAGGCUCUAGCAGACUGUGUCAAAGACCUUCUCAGCCCAUUCCACGGUGACACCAUUGAUCUGGUUGCUGGGAUAGAUGCAAUGGGAUUCAUUCUUGGUGCUUCUGUUGCCACCGCCCUUGGAAAAGGUUUUUUGGCUUUCCGCAAAGCAGGACACCUGUGUGUGGCAACCCAAGACCAGAUAUACACUGACUACACAGGCAAAGAGAAGACUUUGGAAGUAAGACUGGAUGUGCUAAAACCAGGUAUGAGGGUGCUGCUGGUGGACCAAUGGAUAGAGACUGGAGGCACCAUGAAGGCUGCCAUCCAGCUGGUGGAGAGGCAGGGAGCCACUGUUGUAGGUGUAGCCGCUGUGGCCAUCGAGAACACUGAAGGAGGAAAGUGGAUUAAAGAAAAUUACAAAUUCUCUCAUUGCAUCCCUGAAGAUCUCCAGAGACAGAUUGAUGGGAAGUAUCUAGAUUCCUUCAAAAGUUUCAACUGAUAGUGCUCACAAAAUAAGUACCAGCAUAGACUUGUUGUAAAUGUUUUAACACAUGCUAUACUUAAUAAACGUGCUAGAAAAAAAAAAGAUAA
Molecule: messenger RNA, 1014 nt
Organism: Eleginops maclovinus (Patagonian blennie)
Lineage: Eukaryota; Metazoa; Chordata; Actinopteri; Perciformes; Eleginopidae
Exons: 5
Coding region: 323-922 (199 amino acids)
Molecular function (GO): adenine phosphoribosyltransferase activity
Source: RefSeq, a predicted model, not a curated record